Messenger RNA from Apis cerana (Asiatic honeybee), 5672 nucleotides. It is a transcript of the gene jdp, whose product is annotated as DnaJ domain-containing protein. The record is from RefSeq and is a predicted model, not a curated record. NCBI's taxonomy places the organism in Eukaryota, Metazoa, Arthropoda, Insecta, Hymenoptera, Apidae. Gene Ontology annotation, cellular component: cytoplasm.
GCAAAAUUCAAAUUCAUCGGAUUCGAUUUUUCAUAUUUUUAUCGCAGAUCGUUCGUUAUUUCCACUGCGAAUUGGAAAUUCAAAUUUUUCGUUGUCGAAAAUGUCGAACGCGGAAAAUUAUAUUUGUUCUUUUAUUAGUAUUCGUUUCAUAAUUAUAUCUUAAAUUAUUAGCAAUGCCGAAUUUACUUGUGCUGAAUCGGUAAAGUCGAGAAUGACAGCGAAAAUAAAAAUUCAUUGAACGUUAGAUCUAUUCUGUGAGCUGUCUGUAAUCGAGAAAUGGAUCACUCGGUCGGUAACAUCGGUAAGAGGUUCGAGGUCACGUAGCCGCAAGUGAAAGCCACAAGUUUCUGGAAUGUCAUGUAAUCGAAGCGCAGUAUACGCCUGCGUCGAUUCCAGUUGUUAACGUUUCACGCGAUAAAGAAAUAGCUCCAAGAAUUCGUAAUACAACUUGACAAUAUAACAAAAUAUAAAAUAUCGAAUAUAAUACUUUCAUCCGUCGAAAAAAAGAAAAGAUUAAUUUAACCAUUUAAAAAGUAAAAUAACGGAAUGGAACAGUGUUUAAUACUCGAUGGGAAAAGAUCAACGAAGAAUAUAGAAACUUGUACGAGUGUAAAUAAUUUUGGUCAGGCUCGUCGAUAUUUGUGUGAUUCUCGAUUUUAGCAGUGAAGUAACGAGUCACGAUGUAAACGCGAUGCGGAUUAUGGAAUUUCACUCUUGAAAUAUUAAUUAAACGUGAUAUCGCGCGUGUUGUUGAUCUUGCGUUAUACGUUAAUUAAUCAACUUCGAUGACAGAUAGUUGGUUGGGAAGCGUAGACGAUGAUUUUCCAUUCUUCUUUCGAGACGUUUAUUUCUAUCGAACGAUAGCGCGCUCAAAAACGGAAAGAAAAUAUCGUAUCGAAAUACUUUCAAAAUCUAUUAAUCAUCGAUAAAUCGAAUCGAAUCGAAUAACGAAAAAAUAAAAUCAAUCUUUAUUUUAUAAUUAAAUACACAUCCUUAAUUCUUAUAAAUUACACUAUUGACAUUAAAAAAUAAAAUCAAAACAAAAUCAACUGGAAAUUUCUUCAUCCGAAAAAUCUCAAGACAAGGCUCAGCCGGUAAGCGAGAAAUCAAGAGAUCAUCCUUGGGAUAGGGAGGACCUGUGGUCCAAGUGCGCAGGAACGGUGAGCCAAGAGAAGGGGAAAGCCACGAUCGACGGCCACCUUCGUGGCCGCGGCUGGAUUGCGCACACGCGUGCAAUUUCCCGGGAAUCGGGUCUUUCCGGGUCUCCGACACGGUUCUUCCUCGUUCGGCUCACUCGAGUGUCCGACGCGCGACACGGCAACAGGUGACGGGUCGAGCGAUCCUUCCAAGUCUUCGUAAAAUACCACUGUCUCUGUAAUCACAAACGUGUGUCACGAUCCACGUUGUGCUCGAAUCGAUCAUCGGGUGGACGAAGAGGUUGUCUCGAUUUUUUGUUCGCUUCCACUUUUUUCGUCGUCCCGAUAUCUUCGGUUUCGAUUGGAAAGGAAUCGAAGAGAGGAAGAGAGAAAGAGAAAGAGAGAGAGAGAAAAGAAACGGAAGGAUUCAGCGAGAGAAAAUGAGCGUCGAGGACGCCAUCAAUUAUAAGCCUAGCGAGGAGGAGGAUUACUAUGCUCUGCUGUCGUGCGACGAGUCCUCGACGGUGGAACAGAUCACGGCGGAGUACAAGCUGCUGGCUCUCCAAUAUCAUCCUGACAAGAACGAAGGGGACAAAGAGGCGGAACGAAAAUUCCAGCAAUUGAAGCACGCGAAGGAGGUUCUCUGUGACCCCGAGCAGAGGAGCAAAUACGACAAAUGGAGGCACAGCGGGAUCGCCAUCAGCUAUAAACAGUGGCUCGGUUUGAAGGACAGCGUGCACCAGUCGAUGCACUGGAGCACACCGAAGACGAAGGAUCGCAUGCUGCAGGACGGUUCCGGGGAGGGGGCCGGUUCACCGGGCCACGCAGGCAGGGGUCAGUCGACGAACGCCCACAGAAGAGCGUCGGAGGGAGGGGCGAACAUCUACUACGGGGCCCGCCGCGAUCUUGGCUGGGACUCGGAGGCGCCCAGCGAGGUGGUGAACAAGUUUCGCAACUACGAGAUCUAAAAGUCGAGAGUCGAGUGGCGAUCUCUCCCCUCCUGUGCCCUCGUUACGGAGGUGGAGAGGGGGGUCUCUCUCUCCCCGUUGUGCGCGUGUGUCCAAGCAUUCUCGUGCGGUCUAACCGCAAGAACCGUGGAACGAAGACGGAUGAUGAAACGUUGACGAUCUUUCUCGAGACAACUCGCAUCUCGUGGGAUUUGUGAUCGGCCGACGAGUUCAAAUUCCGAGUUAUUGAAUUUAUCUGCUGGCUUCCAACAUUCUUUUGAUUCCAGAAUUUUUUUUUUUUUUUUUGGAAGAGAGUAGGGCAAGGGACGUAAGAUAGCGGAAGGUUUCGUAAGGGGAAAUUGUGAAUAAGCGGGGAAUGUAAGAAAAGUGAAACUCGAGGAAUGAGACGUGGGAUCGUCUCUCUGGAAGAAGGAAGGAAGAGAAAGGGAAAAGAUGAUAUAUAUAUAUAUAUAGGUUUUUUUCUUUCUUGCGAUUUCUUUGAAGAAGGGAAUCCUUUCGAGAGGGAAAUUAAAUUAAAAUAGUUGUUUCUACUAACGUAACGUUGCUCGCCAAGUGAAGAAUUCAGUCAAAGUGGUCCAGUUAUCGCGUUAUCAAUUUUCAAAUUGAAAUCAAAACUGGAAAACCGACCGAUUAACUUGGGUAAAUCUUCUUGUAUCGUCGAGUAGCUAGAGGAAAGAAAGAAAGAAAGAAAGAAAGAAAAAUAAAUAAAAAAAAAAAAGAAAAAAAAGAAAAAAAAACAGUAACUCGUUGUUUCUACUGUAUAUCGAGUACCACGAGUAUAUUCGUCAGUGUCAAAAAAAUACUCGAACAGUUUAAUCACAGUGUGAAUCGAAGAGAAAAAAGUGAGAAGAGAGGAGGAGGAGGAGGAGGAGAGCACCGAACAUAUCGAAGUAUAUUUUCGAACAUAGAUGGCUCUCGAGCGUUCGAGGCUUGGAUAAAUUGUUCGAGUAUGAUUAUUCGACUGUCGAGCAAAUCGAUGAUCGGCGCACUUGUACCUGUGUCAAACGCAAAGUUAAAUAAAUAUAUAACGUUUUUCUCUCGACCACACUUGUGAUUGUUCAAAACGAAAUAUAAUGAUAGUUCUCGCGUAUUCCUUUGCUGGUGUUGUAUUCCUUCCGUAUUUCGAUCAAUCCUUUCGCCUUUAUCCCGGAUAAAAACGAAAAAAAAAAAAAAAGAAUCGAUCGGAUUUCAUCAUCCGACGUAGACUGAAAAAAAGGGGAACAAUAACAAUAAAGAAACGGUGGAUCAAUUUUGCGACGAACAAUCCAAAAAAAAAAAAAUGUUCGAUUUUCCCCAUUUGUGAAGAUUCGCGAAUAUUUUCUCCGAAAGAUUUGAUUUGCAUACGAGCGAAAGGAUUGAACGACAUUCCUUAAUUAAUUUUCACUCUUCAUCGUUAAAUAGGAUUUCGUGUCACGACAGCGAGUUACGUAUUUACAUACGUUUUACGUUUCCUUCGUAUCUCUCUUCUUUUUUUUUUCUUCCUCGACAAUCGACCAAUUUUCGUUACAUACCUUACUUGUAUUAUCCGUAUAAUAUAACAACGCGUGUAUUAGGUGGUUGAAAAAGUUGCGUCGGUUAUUAAUUUAUUAUAUCUAAUAAUUUUUGCUCCAUUCGCUUGAUUUUUUUAAAGAUAUUUUAAGAUCCAAGGUAUUGCUUCUGGUAUCUCUUUUCUUUGGUCGUUAAGAGAAAGAGAGAAAAAAAUAUAAAAUUCGAGAGAAAAAUGCAUUCAUCGUCAUCACUUAGCGUUAAUUAGUUCUUAAUACGUAAUAAGCCCGACUACGGUUGACGAAAAAUGUAAGAAGACGUAAGAAGCGAGGAGAGAAAAAAAAAAAAGAAACUUUUGCAUCCACCUAAUAUACCGAUACCGAUAGAGCUAGCCACGGCGAAAAAGUUUUCUAAUGCACCGAGCGUCGCCACGGUCGCGUAAUUAAGGCACGUAGCCGUUUAGCAGCUAAUGAUCGGCGGCCGAAAAUAGAAGCACAGUACAGACUCGUAUGUAUGUAUGUAUGUAUGUCAAUGUGACCUUUCGAUAUUAGUUAAGUAAGGCUUCGAGGUAAAGGCCUUAAAAAAACUAUCCUGCCCCCUCGAAUUUAUUUUCAUUCCCCUCCCCCCCUCGAAUCGGAGAGCCGCCAUUGAAUCAGGAAAAUUUCGGAUCGAAACUCGUCCCCGCGAAAUAUUUCUCGAAUGCUCGAAUCGGACGGUUCGUAGAGACGUAUAUACAUAUACGUAUAUAUGUAUAUAAUCUGGAUGGAAAAGCGAGGAGUGAAGAAAGUGAGGAAAGGGUAAUCAAAAUUUAUUGUGUAUUGGAUAUAUGACCACAUCGAUGCGUAUCGAAGAACCGGAAAUGUGGCCGAUGUACCGUUGUCGAGAGCGUACACUCGAGUCCAAGUACACGCGCGCUGUCGAUCAACAGAAUCAUUUUUGAAGGAACAAUGUGGUUGCAAGCGAUCGAAAAAUAUAUAUGCAUAUAUAUAUAUAUGUGCAUAUAUAUCUAUUUUAUAAAACGAUCGAUCUAUUUUAUAAAACAAGAAUCGUUAAUGCGUGUACACGCGUUGAAACUCUUAAAGGAUCAAGAAAUCGUAUUUCGUUCUCGAGUUUCUUACGUAGAAGAAGGGAAAAAAAGGAAUCGAGAAUACUAAGCGAUAUGAAAGUGAGAGAGAGAGAGAGAAGAAAAACUCGUGGAAAGUCGAGAACGUUACGAACGAUAUACGUAGAUCUCAUCACACUACCCGUGCAUCUGUCUUCUUCAGCGAAAAAAAAAAAGAGAAAAAAAAAUAAAUAAAUAGAUAUAUAAAGGAAAGAGAGAGAGAGAGAGAGAGAAAAUGGAACGAAAAUGUAACGAAAAUGUCUUUCGAGACACCCUGUAUGUGUGUUGUUCUCACAUCUAUAUUUUUCUAGACGCGUCUCCACCUCGUGGAACACUGUACCUUCUAUCUAUUUAUUAUUUCCGCGCGAUCGACCUAUCGAUGAUAUCGUGCAUCCGGUCGGGGCCGAGGAGGAAUCUGUCGUUCGAUGAAAAGGGAUAAAAAAGACAAUGUGAACGAUUGUGACGCGGGACAUUUCACGCGCUAUACUUCUAUCUUUUUUUUUUUUGUAUUCGUACGAAAAAAACGAAAUUCCUUUCCCCUUUUUUAAUCUAUGAGGUGACGAUUUUAAAUGAAAAAAAAAGCCUCGUGAAAUAUUUUUUUUCGUUAUUCCCCUCGGUAGUUAUUCAUUUCAUUCAUCGAUGUUUUUUUUUAAAUAAGAAACGAUUUUAUAUAUACAAAUUACGAUAUGCAUAUUCGAAGAGAAAGAUAGAGAGAGAAAGAGAGAGAGUAUAGUAAAAAAGUUAUUUUUUUAAAAUGUCGGGUAACGACAGUUUCCUUUUCCCUCGUAAACGCGUGAAUCUCUGUUACGUAUAAGUAUAAAGAUAUAUAUAUAUAUACACAUGCAUAUGUAACGAAUAAGAUAAAUAUAUAUAUAUAUAUAAAUAUAAAUAUAUAUUAUAUUAUAAUCGUCACGCGCUGGACGACGCGACGAAAUGUAUCUAUGCGAUUAAAGGUUCAAUAAAUGUGUUUAAUUAAAAACA